This is a messenger RNA of Syngnathus acus (greater pipefish), 713 nucleotides long. RefSeq names its product phospholipase A2, minor isoenzyme-like. Gene Ontology annotation, biological process: lipid catabolic process; arachidonate secretion; phospholipid metabolic process. The transcript has 4 exons. Gene Ontology annotation, molecular function: phospholipid binding; calcium ion binding. NCBI's taxonomy places the organism in Eukaryota, Metazoa, Chordata, Actinopteri, Syngnathiformes, Syngnathidae. Bases 96 to 545 code for a protein of 149 amino acids. The record is from RefSeq and is a predicted model, not a curated record.
UGACGCGGUAGAUACCGAGGUUCUUACCUCUAUAAAGAGGGUCUGAUGCGAGAGAAUGAUUGUGACUUCCGCUGCCAACCUUGAGAACACUCAGGAUGAACACCCUCAACACUCUGCUUCUUUUGGCUUUAAGCCUCUCUGUUGCUCAAUCCAUGGAUUACAAGUCUCUCAGCCAAUUCAGAAAAAUGAUCCUGUGUAUGAUGCCUGAUAGUUGGCCCGUCUGGGACUACACUGACUACGGUUGCUACUGUGGAAAGGGUGGCUCAGGCACACCUGUGGAUGAGCUGGAUAGGUGCUGCUAUGUGCACGACCGGUGUUAUAGUGACGCAAUGCAGCACCCCGAUUGUUGGUUCAUCAUAGACAACCCUUACACAAACUCGUAUCACUACAGCUGUGAUAAGGAGCAGAAGAAGAUCACCUGUGGCAGCAAAAACAACACCUGUGAGAUGUUCAUUUGCGAGUGCGACAGAAAGGCAGCAGAAUGUUUUGCCCGGUCUCCAUGGAUCCCUGAGCAUGAGCACCUUCCCAGCCACUUGUGCAAGUGAAGAUCUCAGGUGACUUCAGCCAAGCCAUGUCUCCACAAGACUCAUGCAGAAACUGGAGCGGAACAACUGGAAUGUUUGGAGGAGUAUAUUACUGUCAGUAAGCAUCCAUAAUGAUGUUUUUGAUGUUCUUUCUAUUAAAACGGAUGUCAUACUUGGCAAUCAAUGACA